Messenger RNA from Trematomus bernacchii (emerald rockcod), 4535 nucleotides. It is a transcript of the gene zbtb38, whose product is annotated as zinc finger and BTB domain containing 38. Gene Ontology annotation, molecular function: protein binding. The record is from RefSeq and is a predicted model, not a curated record. NCBI's taxonomy places the organism in Eukaryota, Metazoa, Chordata, Actinopteri, Perciformes, Nototheniidae. The coding region runs from base 898 to 4068 and encodes 1056 amino acids. Gene Ontology annotation, biological process: negative regulation of transcription by RNA polymerase II; regulation of immune system process; regulation of cytokine production. The transcript is spliced from 3 exons.
UGAAGCAAUAUUCAGUGUUAUUUGUGAGUUUAAGUGAGUGUUCUUAAGAUGACUGUUAGGUCGAAUAAACUAAACAUGUAUGUAAAAAGAAAAAAGUAUAUUAUGGGUACUUUGGAUGACAACAACUGACACCGGUAUUCAAUGGAUAAAAACAUGUUACUUGAAAAUUGUGUAUGUUGCAAAGAGUUUAAAUCUGGAAUAUUACUAGUAAAUAAAAAGUAGAACAUCGUGUAUUACAACCUUAUCCCAUCAUGUUUCCUGAGUCAUAAACCUUAUACAAAAAUUAACUAACUAACUAAUCCAAAAAGGCCUUUAUAUAUACACUUUAGCAACCAGAGUCCUGCAGACAAACAUUUAGUCAUCAUAUUGCCUACUUCCUGUUUACAUUUGCAAGAUAACGGUUGUUGCGCCCUCUGCUGAAACCCUCUGCGCUCAAUGCUGUCUCUGCUUACAGCCAGCCUGGGUUUAACAUGGUCUCUGUGCUUGUCAUGUGUGCAGCCAGCAGAGGGAGCAACAUGGCAAUGAAAACUAGAGUCAGAUGAUGGGAGGAGGAAGAUAAGCAAAUAAACCCUUAGGUAACGUGUGCAAAACAAGUAAUUCUGGUAACCAUGUCCAGGCCUAAAGACCAGAACACACUUUUCUGGAUUGCACAAACAGCUCUGUAGGGGCAUCAGCUACACCGGUCCUACCUCAACUGAAACCUGUACAAGCCAACUACAGUAACCUAAGACUAAGCUCCUCUUUGUGGGUCAGAGAUGCAGCGGGAGUGACGCAGCAGUGGCAGCAGCCCUCCAGAAGACAGCUCAACACAGUCCAAUCAGGAAACCAGAAUACACAGACGGGAAGAGCGAGGAUGAUGAAGGUCUGAUCUGGUUCCAAAGGGAGAACGGGAGCCGGAUGACUGUGGUGUCUCCAUGCACUCAGAACCUGAUGGAUAGUGCUCAUCCUCACACUGUGCUCAGCAAGCUCAAUGAGCAGCGCUCACAAGGCCUCUUCUGCGACGUUACCAUCGUGGUGGAGGAUGUGAAGUUUCGGGCCCACAAGAACAUCCUGGCAGCCUGCAGCGGGUACUUCAGGAACGCUCUGACGACACCUGAGACAUGGAGCUCCGACCAAGUGCUGGAGCUGAUGGACCUUAAGUCCGAGGUGUUUGCCAGUAUCCUGAACUUCAUCUACUGCUCAAAGGUGACAUCGCCGGGUGUGGAGGACACACGUGUGCUGGUAGCAGCUGGAAAAAGACUUGGCAUUCCUUUUUUGGAGAAGCUUGCAGAACAAGAGAGGCAGGACCAAUGUGUGAAAUCCACAGACGGUAGCAAAGCCACAGUGUCAAUAAAAACGAAACAGGAAGCUUCCAGGCCUGAGGACGUUGACAGGGGGCCACGCAUCACCAACGCCUUCUCUAUCAAUGAAGUGUGUUCUGGGACCAAUCUUUUCACCCCUCUGGUCCAAACCAAAGGGGAGAGGCAGUCUCCAGAGGUGGGACAGCUUCCAUCAAGUUCUCCUACAACCUCCUGCCUCAAUGUGAACAAUGAGACAACCCACACCCUCUCAGAGCACUCAUAUGCAGUGAUAACAUCAUUUGAAGGCAAAGACAGCAGUCAGUGGGAUAACAAGAAGGUCUUUAAGCCAGCAAUAUCUCAGUCAAAGCAACUCAGUUACAGGAACGCAGGUCCGCUCAAAAAGCGCCACAGGCUGAGACUAAAUUUGUGUCGAAGUAUACUUCCAAGACCAGCUGAAUCGCAAGCAGAUACACCCAAUACAAAACCCCCGACAGAAGCUGAUGGUGUUUCUAAAGCACCUGUUGCAGUCAUGACCCCACCUCCUCUUAGUUCAGAAGCAGAAACAGAAACAUGUAAAGGCCCCGGGCUACCAAUAGCCACUGACAAUGUUCAAAUGGAGUUAGAUCCACCAACCCUUUCCCCUCACACUGAAGAAAGCAUUUCAAUAUACGCAUGUGAACAAUGUCCGGAGAUAUUCACAAAUCAGGCUCUUCUCGCCGUUCACUCAGAAGUACAUAAAAAGCGUUUUAUCAGUCAUUUGUUUUGCAAGUUUUGUCACAGAAAGUUCAUACACCUCAAACGGCUGCGCAACCACGAGCAGGUCUGUCCCAAGGCUGUGAGAAGCUCGCCUAAACAGGAUUCUUCUGACAUAUCAACCAAAGAGGUGGAACUACAUUCAGAUUCAGACGAGCCUAACACUGAGAGCAACGCAAUACAGCUUCCUUCUGCUGACCUCUCCACCCCAGAGCCCCUUGAAAUGGACCAAUCAGAGCCUUCACGGAACGAGAAGGCGGUGAGACCAGGCGGCAGUCAGAGGAGAUACAACUGCAGUGUGUGUAAACGCGUCUACAUCACCUUAUCCAGUCUGAAGCGGCACGAAAAUGUACAUUCCUGGCAGAGGGCAUACCCCUGUCAUUAUUGUAAUAAAGUGUUUGCAUUGGCAGAGUAUCGAACAAAGCACGAAAUCUGGCACACAGGGGAACGCCGCUAUCAGUGCAUUUUCUGCCUGGAGACAUUCAUGACAUAUUAUAUCUUAAAGAACCAUCAGAAGUCUUUUCACGGCAUUGAUCCUAAUCUAGCUGUUAAGAAAAAGUCCGCUAACGGUGGUUUGAAAGCCAGUGUUUAUCCAAUCAAACUCUACAGGAUUCUGCCUAUGAAGUUUAGAAAGAGAAAAUACAAGACAUACAGUCAGACAUUUUCAGAGGUUGAUGAAACAGGUGACAAAGCCCCGCCAGAGAGCAACUCUCUCAUCCCUCCGUUUGAAGAAAACGGUCUCAUCAGUAAGUCUGACUCUGUUUCAUUCCCUCUGACAUUCAUGGCAACUCCAAAGAUGGUGUCACCUGUCAUGCCACGCAUCAGCUUUGACAAGCCAUGUGACCAAGAUGUUGACCACAGUGAUUUGGAAAGAAAAGAGGCGGAGAAUGAAAAUUCACCAAACAUUGACUUUGAGUUUCCCGCUAUAAGUUUCAAAGGUGAUCCUACAGUACUUAGUAACUCAGAGCACAUCAGUCAUAAUGUGCCGUUCUUUAACUCUUUGAACACUGUUAAAAAGCUAGGUGAGCUAUCAGCUUCUGCAAAAAGGGUUGAGGAUAUGACCAAGGAGCUUCUUCAAUCAAGCAAUGAGAAUCUGGCAUACGAUAAAAAGGUAGGGGCAAAGACUGAAACAUAUAUCGCCAAACCUGCGUGCCCGGGUCCAUCUGUGGAUGGUGCCGCCAUGCCGCUCUGUCAGAUAACAGUGAAAAUCGGCAAUGAGGCCAUAAUCUGCCGCCAGAUCAAAGGUUCCAAGCUCUUCCCCAGAAAGAAAAGGAGAAUCAGAGAAUUGGGUGAAGAGGAGAGCUCCAGUCAGUGUCUUCCAACACGGGAAACCUCGGAGAGCCCUCGGCUCCGACUGAGACAGGAAGUCGCUUCUGCCAAAGCGCAUACGAAGACAUACGAAGAUCCCAAUGACUGCGACACAGCCGACAUGCUGUGGCGUCCUUACUAUUCUUACAAAUCCAAAAAGAAAACAAAGAAGUUGAGGUUCAAGUGCAGAAAGGCUUUGUUUCACGGUUAUCCUGAAACAUCUGUAGAUAGAACGGCUGCAAGUGAGGCCCACAUCGAGAAAAGUAGUGGGCUGAUAGAAGAGAGCACGUCCGGUGGGAGUGGAGAAAUGAAACGUAGCCUGAGCAAGAACUCCAGCCCGAGAGCCACCUACAUCUGUGACAUCUGUGACAGCUCUUUCAUCACAGAGACAGGUCUGAGAGCUCAUGUUAUUGGUUCCCACCCAUGUUUCUGUCGCACAUGCGGUAAACAAGGUCCUCCUGGUGAGGCACCGGCCGGUGGGGAUUACAUCUGCAGCAGCUGUAUGGAGAAUGGCUCCUGCUUUGAUAAUACAUCACGGAGCCCCAACCCAGAGAAGAAGUAUCGCUGCUCCUUCUGUCCCCAACGGUUUCUUUAUCUUGCCACCAAGAGAAGCCAUGAGAAAAAACACAAGGAGACAAACGAGGAGGGAUAUAACUCUGACAACUUCACAGCGUGCUCUCAAAACUCUGCACACCUGAGUGAAGAUACUAAACAAGACAUAAAAUAGAAAACAGUGGCAACCAAGGGACGCUGAAAUAAAAAGUGAACGAGUGGACGAAGAAUAUCUUUCCAUUGAUAAAAUGAAUCCUAAAAUUGAGGACACGACAGGUGACUUAGUGUCUUUACCGACCUACCAAGACAUGUCAUACUCCAAAAUUAAAAGUCCGUUAUCGCCGUGCAUUGGCACAGUGUUUUCCCUGACAUCCUCCAGGGUGAAAAAUAAAAUGCCGAAAAAAAGGAUCAAUCCACAGCAAUCUAUGCAUCUUAUCUCAAAAAAGCAAAUCUGUGACAGAGACAGUGACGGCAACAAGGACAUUUUGAUGGGGCAAAAAACGACCAGUCACAAUGAUCUUGAUAAUUCCUAUAAACUCUUGAGGAGAGAUGACUCUGAAACUCAAGGUAGCCACAUUUCUAUACACAAGCCGGAGAAAUGGACGUGCAAAGAGGAGCCAUUUUUCUGAAGAUUUCUGAGGA